This is a messenger RNA of Pararge aegeria (speckled wood butterfly), 5185 nucleotides long. RefSeq names its product PC4 and SFRS1-interacting protein-like. Lineage: Eukaryota; Metazoa; Arthropoda; Insecta; Lepidoptera; Nymphalidae. The transcript is spliced from 18 exons. Gene Ontology annotation, cellular component: nucleus. The record is from RefSeq and is a predicted model, not a curated record. Gene Ontology annotation, molecular function: transcription coregulator activity; double-stranded DNA binding. Bases 180 to 2573 code for a protein of 797 amino acids. Gene Ontology annotation, biological process: regulation of transcription by RNA polymerase II.
UUAGGUUACUUCUUAUCAUAGCGUCUUUUCGUAUUUCUUAUUAAAAUACCAAUAAAACUAUUGUAAAAGCGUUUAAUUAUCCCGCUGAGUGCUUACGGCUGUUGCUUUAAAUUUGCAGUGUACGUAAUAAAGCGGCGAUUGUCGUAUAAAAUCAGUACGAUAUUUUUGUUACCGUCCCAAUGAAAAUGGGUAAAAAAGUACGUGAAUAUAAAGCAGGGGACUUCAUAUUUGCGAAAGUUAAAGGAUAUCCAGCAUGGCCUGCAAGGGUGCAACGAAUGAAUGGAAAGAAAUACUUUGUGUAUUUCUAUGGAACAGGAGAAACUGCCAACCUUCCACCAAAUAUGAUAUUUGACUAUGCUGAAAACAAGGAUAAGUUUUUAAAUAAAGCAGUUAAAAGGCGAGACUUCAAUGAUGGUGUGAAACAAAUUGAGUAUGACUUUGCUAAUAAUGUGCCACUGGAGCAAGUUAUUGGCGUGCCUCUUGAGGUCGAGGAAGGUGCAAAUGACACUGUCAAUGAGUCCGCAGCAAAUGAUACAGUCGAUGAGUCAAUGGCUGACACUACCGCUGUAGAUGAAACUAUGGCUGAGGAGAACACUACACAGAAUGAUACUGGAAUUGAAGACUCUGAUGAGACUGGUGCUCUAGUUAUCGAUGAGGGAAAGCAAGGUAAAACUGGCAAAAAGCCUACUCCCAAGACACCAGCGAAGGAGACUCCUAAGGCCAAGGAGCCGAAAACACCACGCGGAAGAGCAAAGAAGGACGAAGAAGCCAAGGAAGAACUAAAAGAAGAUGACAAUAAAAAAGAUGAGGAGUUAGUCUCCAGAAGCGGAAGGAAGAUUCGACCCAAGAGAUACAUAGAUGAACACACAGAAGAGAACACCACCCUACCCUCUUCAGCCCCCAAGAAACGCCGCGCGGCAUCACCAGUGGAGAAAGAUAAGGAAAACAAAGAAAAAGAUGGCAAAGAGAAGAAUAUCAAACAAUUCAAUGCUGUCACCCGGUCGGAGCUUGAAGAUUUAAAAGAGCCAUUUACAACAGAAGACCCAGAAAAAGAGAACAUUAUAAUCGCCUAUCUCCCAGCGGGUCAGUACAUCGGUAUAAAGUUGUUCCAAUCUCGACCCACCACCUUCAAGAAUGAUAGCGCCAGGUUGCAGUGGGAUAAGCAAGCGGCAAGGAAUGCGCUAACAUUAAAGUCACAGUUAGAAAAGGGUCACAUCACUCCACAGUCAGUACUUGCUCAACUGGUAAUGGACCUAAAUCUCACUGAUGAAGAAAAGGCCACGUUAGAUAAGGAUAGAGAGACAGAGGAAAAGAAAUCACGCGUGCAUUUCCUGAAAGUCGAAAUGAAGCUCAUAGAGCUAGACGCAAAAAUAAAGACGUGCCUUUGCCUGGAAAAAGCCGAUACGGAGUUAUGCUUGAAACUUCUUGAUGAACUAAUGGCACUGGAUAUUAAACCGCUGAUGCUGCUGAAACACCCGACCACCCCGGAGACGAUAAAGCGAAUGCGCGCUUACGUCGGCAACACCCCGUCCUGGGAGCUCACCGAGAACGCCGCUCUGCUGUUCAGCCAGCACGCGCACAAGAUACGCAAGCAGGCCGACAUCGUGUACGCCAACCUGCGGAAACUGUUCAAUACGCCAGAGGGUCUGUCGUUCUGGGAAUUUUUCACGGAACGGGUCGAGCAGUUCAAGAAGGCUACCGAAAAGUAUACGUCCGACGAGAUCUUGGAAAUGGUGCACGAACCGCUAGAAAUGUCUUUUGCUACUUCACACACGAUGAGGGCGGCAAUAGACGCCGCCAAUGAACAAGAGAAAGAGGAAGCGGACGAGGCUAAAAAAGCUAAACCUACACCAGCAAAAACUAAGAAAGUUAUAAAUAAUGGCACACCAAAAACACCAGCUAAACGACAAUCUUCCAGAAACAAACCAGAAGAGAAGGAUAAAGAAAAACCAAAUACAGAAGAAACCUCACAGGCCAAAACAGAACAGAGCCAUGUAGAACAGAAAAACGAAACAGAAUCUAAAGAAAUUGCCACAGAAGAGAAAGAAGUAGCAAAAGAUAAGAGAGAAAAAAAAAGUAAUAAAGAUAGUAAAUCAAAUAAAGAGGACAAUACUAUUAAGGACAAAGAUAGUAAAACCAACAAAGAGGACUCUAAAAAUAAAGAAAAAGAUAGUAAAGCAAACAACGAGGGCCAUAUAAUCAAGGACAAAGAUAGUAAAGCUAACAAAGAUGAUAAUAAAAGCAAAAGUAAAGAUAGCGAUGAUAAAGAAUUGAGAGAUACAAAUGACGAAAACGAUAGUGAAGUAAAAGAAAAAACGCCUGAAAAGGCAGAUGAGAGUACAGAUGAUUCUAAACAGGAAAGUUCAGUAGAAGUAGAGAAAAGUGAUAAUUUGAAAGAAAUUUCAAAGGAAACCGAUAAAGAUAGCAAGAGUAGUGAUAAGAAAAGUGAUAGGGAAGACAAGAGGGCAGAAAAGGAAAAGACAGAAGAUGAGCCUAGAGCAAAAAGGUCGAGAGAGAGCAAGAAGACUGAUCCGCCUCCACGUUCACCAACAAAAAGAAAGUCCAAAUUUUAACAAACAACCACACAAACAGAGGGUUCUAUUAUUAUAAAUACAGUCCACAACCGUGGUCGAAUGGAGAGGUGACACUGGGCGAGGUAACUUCAACGAAAAUCGCCCGUCGAAGAAACACCUCAAGAAAGCUAACAUCGACUAGUAAAGGACACUUUGUAGGGUAGUAAAGACACGAUAUACUUACCCACGUAUUUACAAUACUAUAAAGCCUCAUAGUGCAGCCAAAUUAUAAAAAAAAAAAAACAGUAAUUACGAAUGCAAGCUGGCGAUACUAACGUGGUCUACAAAGCGAGAGGGUGGAUAUCACCAAUUUACCGACUCUGGGCUGGUACUGACUAUAUCAAUUGUAUUUAUUCAUAUGUCAUAGGUUUUUUAUAAUUUUGUUUGAAUUUUGUUGUAAUACCCGACUUCUUGAGUGAAAAGCUCGGGUUAUGUCGGAUUCUUAUCAACUAAAACCCCCACGGUGGCCACUUUUAACAACAAUUGGGAAGCCCCGGGAUCUCCAAUGCCACCCUUGUGCGACGCCCAAAAAGCUCAUCCCGAGAGAAACGGUCCCCCGACCUUUUGUGCCUGGUGGGCACGGUAACAUGCCACAACAAGUUGCCAUCGUCCCGGGGGUCGAAUUGAGGUAUAUAAUAGGCCUACAGAAGGCACUUAAUACGGCGGUUGGCAGCGGCUCUGCCGAGUUUUAAUGAAGAUAAUUCCUAAUUCUAAUCGCCUAAUUCUGUUUGCGAAAAAAUCGUUAAGAUAUAAAAUUGCUGAAUUUUGGAGGUGCUCUCAUUAAUAGUGUUUGAAGAACUCACUUUAACUAUCUAAAGACUAUCAAUAAAAGCAUUAUCAGUAAAUAAAUUCUGACAAUAUUAUUACCUCAGUGCAAGCGUAUAUUAUCCUAUGUAAAGAGCAUACGAGUCAACUAUAUUCUAAACUUCCAGAAACAUUAUUUUUUAAUUUUGAUUUUCUUUAUUUUGUAAAUUGCCUUCUUCGUGUUUGGAUUUAUUAUUACUUAUAAGAAUUGGUAAGUGUAUCGUGUCGUAAAAUACACAUAUUUCGUUAAAUUUUGACAUAAAUAUUAUUUUGUAAACAACGUUGAAUAUGAAAUUAAGAAGUUGCAUUAACAAUUUUUGAGUAUGCAUGCUAUGAUGUUAAAAGUGUAAAGAGGUGGAUAAAUUAUACGCGCUUAGAACAUUUGGUAGUAGUAAAAAAUACCGCCUUAUCGCUUCUCUACUGAUGCAUCGAAACUACUUUCUAUUGAAGUAAUAUUAAUUAUCAUAUCAGAAAUGGGAUCCAUAGUCCACAAUUAUAGACAUAACACAAUGGAAUGGGCAUUAGAUCUACCCACCCACUUCUUUAUAACUGUAAUUUUAAUAAAUUACUAAUAACAUCAUUGCAUGCAUGGAAGUGCUUUUUUACUUUUCGUUAGAAUGAGUGAAACUCAUCGUAUUCGAAUAUGAGUUGUAGGUUUUAUUUAAGUAAAUCCUUAUUAUUUCUCGUGCGCAUUGUACGCAGCUCGCAUCGCAUCCAAAAAUGACAAUGUGUCUCAUAAUCAUCCUAAAUAAGCGCAAAAUUUUAAGUAAAUAGUGCGAAUGCGGUGCGAUAUGACGCGAUAUAUUUUGUUGUCGACGUGGCAUUGUUGCGUUCAAUUUAAAGAUUGGAAUCUUUAAAUUCCACCGUGAACUGAGUUCACUAAUUUGACAUGAAUGCGUGCUAGCACCCUUUGACCAAUAUCUCACUGGGACACCAUUUUACUGGUUACUUUAAUAACUCUCAUAUCUCUGGUAGCGUAACUAGUGAUCCGAGCAUGUUAGACGCCAAUUAGGACUAUACAUAUGUUUUAUCUAUUCAAAUUAUUGCGCCACUAAAUUGUUUGCGCAACCAAUCGGACUGCAGUAGGGCUAAUAUGCGCGUCUCGAGAUAGGUAAGAUGAUAUAUCUAUGCCCUACAAUUGAGAUACUCAACAAAAAGUUGCAUACAUUGAGUGCCAUUGCCAUUGAGUGCACCGCAAAUGGUGUCCUAGUGAGAUAGUGCCCUUAGUAUAUUAGAUUUUCAGGCAUGUAUACGAUUUCGAGUAUCGAAACACUGCAUUAUAAUAUGGUCGAAAUAAAAAGUACCGAAAGUUCCGUUUUCAAGUCGUAAAUUCUGUACUACAGAUUUUCACUGUUCAAACUUUCUACCAGGGGCGUUGGCUGUAAAAGUAUGAAAGAACUUAAAACUAUUCUUUACAUAAAAUAGAUUAGGUUAGCUUUUUACCCUGACGCUUUAUUGUUUCGAUAUUUGAAAACGAUUGCAAUUGUAAGCUUGUAUACAUAAGGGUAAACGAUUUAUGAAUCAUUGAUUUGUAAGCAUAUUAUAUUUAAUUUAACUUGACAAACAAUAAUGUUAUAUCUAUAGUAGGUAUAAACAAAAGUUUAGGACCCGUUUACAUAUAAGCUUAUUUUUCUGUAAAACUUUUUUGUGCAAACAAGAUGUGUCUUUGUGAAGUGUGAUCAAUGAGUGAAGCGUUUGGGAACUUGAGUAUCAUAACAUCUAUAAUAUUUAUUUAUUUAUUCCCAUAUUACAUUUUUGUCAUUACAGGAAAAAGUUAUCCUAAUACGACAAUGCAGCAUGUCAUGUAA